CGACGACUUCAUGACCGACACGACGGCGGCGGCGGCAAAGAUUCAUGGCAGCAAGACACCUGGAACUCCCAGCCCGCGGCAGAACAGUAUCACCAAGGUCUCGCCAGCGCUCAGCACGGGGCAGAACAGCCCCAUGAGACCAUCACCGUUUGCCCGCCACAGCAGCGUCAACCAAGCUGGCGGGAAACUAGUCAUCAGCAGUUGUGCAUUAGACAAGUCGCCAGCGAAGCCUCGACCGGGCAGUCCAUCUCGAACGUCCGUACUACACCCCAUUGACAUCGGACCAAUGCCGACAACUCCCCUCUCGAAACGAAAGAGCCGAAUUCGACCGCGGAAGACGCAGCCGUCGUUUCCGGAGACGCCUCUGCUCCAUCCGAUCGCGGUCGUACAGGUCUCUGCUUCGCUUCCAGAGACAACGUCGGCGCCGCCUCCGUCGUUUGGCAUGCUCUCGCUCGACGACUGGCUCGCCACGUACGAGCACGACGCUCUUCGGUACGAAUCCAUCGGGGCCUUCAUCGAGGUCAAGCUCCAGGAAGCCCUCCGGCUAUGCUCAAAAUUUCCGCACCCCAUGAAUCGGUUCCGCGCCGCAGUCGUAUGCAAUCUGCUCGAACGUGUGGCGUACGCCCUCGCCACGUCCGACACGUUCAGGCCUUAUCACUGGAGUAUUUACGCUCUGCGCGACGAGCUGCUUCGCAUGAUUCUGUCCGACCUGGCCGAUGACGACGUCGUUGCGACAGACGCCCAUGUUCCUCGCGCCGUGAGCUAUUUCAUCCAAAAGAUGCCGUAUUUCAUUGAGCUGCGGCUCGAGAACGACAAGAAAGACCAAGACUUCAACAAGCACCAGGCCGUGCUCCAAAAGCUGAUCCAGUCCAUGUUUAAGAACAUCGGGAGUGUGUUCCAGGCAUGGAAAAUGUUUGCCAAGACGAAGCGCGAGGACCGACUGAGCAAGAAGGCGGCGAAAAUCACGAGCGCGAUUUUAUCCAAGCGGGGACAAGGCCGCCUCGCGUUUUUGUCGUGGGCUAGGUACUGCUUGCACACGCGGCUGGAGAAGCAGCGCUUCAAAGAAGUCCAAGUCGAAAGGGACCACAUGCUUCGCAUUGGCGACCUCAAGAAGCAACUGAGCCAGUCGAACGACACGAUUGCCCACUUGAAAGCUGAGCUUCACGUGCUGCGGAUGGCUCAGAACAAAGAGACGGUCGAGCAAGUGAUCUUUGAAGAAAUGCCGGACGAUGCAGUGAGCGAAGCGGACUUGCAACAGCUACAAGCGUCCAACUCGGCGUUUUUGCGAUCGGCCUCGUCCAAGUCGUCCUUGCGACGGUGACCUGGCUGUUGGGUCGAGUUUUGAAAUCGACGACCCGCUCGUUUGAGAAUCGAAAGGUGCUGGUCGCCACACAUGCAUGUACCGUGCCGUGGACGCUUCGCCGUGUGCUUUCCAGCCGUCCAUCCUUCGGGGCGCCGUGUCCACCGAAUCGAACUCGCGCCGCGCACCCCCCCUCCAAACAACCCACCAUCCUCGUCAUCUCGACCAUCUGCACUCGCUUUGCCUUACCCACAUGUUAACCAUCCAUGCCACACAAAUCAAAUAUGCAACUGGACCGUUCUAGUGCUUUCACUCCAUGUCUUGAAUAUCCUCGGCCACAACCGCGUCGAGAUCGUCGUCGUUGUUGUCGACUUGCAUGCUUGCAUCGGCGGUGGUGGCCGCCCAUGCAUUUUGCGACGCCACCGUCGAUGGGGUCAGAUCGUGCAUGGUGCGCCGAAUGACGUCGAGGAACGUCGGCAUGGACGACGAAGGCAUCGACGUGGGGUGGGAUUCAAACGGUUGCAGCUCGGGCAACAAGUCUCCCAGGGGUGAUGGAGACGCGUUGGACCGGUCGAUGGUGUCGGGCAGCUCUUCUACCAACGGCGGGGACGUCUCGAUGGCGCCACCGCGUCGUGCAUGUCGGAGUGACGUCGAUGGUUGCGACAGUCGCUCCGACAGCUCCCGCCACCGCUGAAUUCCAUCCAUCUCUGGAGGGAGAUAUAUUGCCAUGAAGCGAUGGACCCAACUCUUGUGGCAAGAAAACAUACCAGAGGCAAAGGACGACGACGAC
Molecule: messenger RNA, 2090 nt
Organism: Aphanomyces invadans
Lineage: Eukaryota; Oomycota; Saprolegniomycetes; Saprolegniales; Verrucalvaceae
Exons: 8
Coding region: 11-1321 (436 amino acids)
Source: RefSeq, a predicted model, not a curated record